Alligator mississippiensis (American alligator) is the source of this 5010-nucleotide messenger RNA. It is a transcript of the gene PPP2R2C, whose product is annotated as protein phosphatase 2 regulatory subunit Bgamma. Gene Ontology annotation, molecular function: protein phosphatase regulator activity; protein binding. The coding region runs from base 529 to 2025 and encodes 498 amino acids. The transcript is spliced from 10 exons. NCBI's taxonomy places the organism in Eukaryota, Metazoa, Chordata, Crocodylia, Alligatoridae. The record is from RefSeq and is a predicted model, not a curated record. Gene Ontology annotation, biological process: peptidyl-serine dephosphorylation. Gene Ontology annotation, cellular component: protein phosphatase type 2A complex; cytosol.
UGGUUGGGCAGAGAGGCUGGCUGGGAGGGGCCUGCUCUGAUGCAGCAGAGGCAUAUGACAGCAGUAGCAGCAACAGCAAUCACAGAGCUUCACCAGGCAGCUUUUGCUGCAGUCCGCUGAUUGCCACUUUCUUCCAGGCAGCGAGAUUCCACCGCAGCGAGCCCUUGGAGCAGACUCCGCAUGGGAGCUUGUUUAAGGAGUACCUGACUAAACAAUUGGGUUAUUCUUUACCUGCAGGAGAAGUGCCUGUCUUCUCUUUACACAGGUCCCCUGCUGUGGCUUCCCCCCCUCCCAUCAUUAAUUUAUUGGAGCUAUUUUCCUCCCUUCUUCUUUUUUUCUUUAUUACUGUUCUCAUUAUUCACUUCCCAAAUCUGUGCUGCAUCACCAGCUCUCAUGAUGCUGUGCUCAGGAGCCCAGUGUGUUCCCCGCCUCUGCUAGGCAGUGGCAGCAUGGAUGGUGCUCUUGUGACGACCUCUGCUGAUGCUAUCAGUCCACUGCGGAUAGGCAUGCUGAGUAAUCCUGCUGUCAAUGGGCGAGGACACGGACACACGGAAAAUUAACCACAGCUUUCUGCGAGACCACAACUAUGUGACUGAAGAUACUGCUUGUGCUGGAUGCCAAGUGUGUGGAUUCAGCUUCCUUCUGGAACCUGGACAGGUUACCCCUGGGAAACCUUGCACUGUGCCUGGCCCUGCAGAGAACAUGGAAGGAGAGAGCAUCUAUGAGAUUGAUUCUGAAGAUGGGGUUGGAGCUGAUAUUAUUUCUACAGUUGAGUUCAACCAUACUGGAGAACUGCUGGCUACUGGGGACAAGGGAGGUCGGGUUGUUAUAUUCCAAAGGGAACCUGAGAGCAAAAAUGAGCCUUACAGUCAGGGUGAAUACAAUGUUUACAGCACUUUCCAGAGCCAUGAACCUGAAUUUGAUUAUUUGAAGAGCUUGGAGAUAGAGGAAAAAAUAAACAAGAUCAAGUGGCUACCACAGCAAAAUGCAGCCCACUCUCUCUUGUCAACAAAUGACAAAACUAUCAAAUUAUGGAAAAUUACUGAACGAGAUAAGAGACCAGAAGGAUAUAACUUAAAAGAUGAAGAAGGGAAACUUAAAGAUCUUUCUACAGUAACAUCACUACAGGUGCCUGUGUUGAAACCUAUGGAUUUAAUGGUAGAAGUCACUCCCAGGAGGAUCUUUGCUAAUGGUCACACCUAUCACGUCAACUCAAUUUCUGUCAACAGCGACUGUGAGACAUACAUGUCAGCUGAUGAUCUCAGGAUUAACCUCUGGCACUUAGCAAUCACAGACAGGAGCUUCAACAUUGUAGAUAUAAAGCCAGCCAAUAUGGAGGACCUGACGGAAGUGAUUACUGCCUCUGAGUUUCAUCCCCAUCAUUGCAAUCUCUUCGUCUACAGCAGCAGCAAAGGCUCCUUGAGACUCUGUGACAUGAGGGCGUCAGCCCUCUGUGACAAACAUUCCAAACUUUAUGAAGAACCAGAAGACCCCAGUAAUAGAUCAUUUUUUUCAGAAAUUAUCUCCUCUGUGUCAGAUGUCAAAUUCAGUCACAGUGGCAGAUACAUGCUGACAAGGGAUUACCUCACUGUCAAAGUUUGGGAUCUGAAUAUGGAAACAAAGCCUGUAGAAACAUACCAAGUCCAUGAUUACCUUAGGAGCAAGCUGUGUUCCCUUUAUGAAAAUGACUGCAUCUUUGACAAGUUUGAAUGUGCGUGGAAUGGAUCAGACAGUGUCAUAAUGACAGGUGCAUAUAACAACUUCUUUCGAAUGUUUGACCGAAACACCAAACGUGAUGUUACCUUGGAGGCAUCCCGGGAGAGCAGUAAGCCCCGAGCUAUUCUGAAACCCCGCCGAGUCUGUGUUGGAGGCAAACGAAGGAAAGAUGACAUCAGUGUCGACAGUUUGGACUUUACGAAGAAGAUCUUGCAUACAGCAUGGCACCCAACUGAGAACAUAAUUGCUAUAGCAGCGACAAACAAUCUGUACAUAUUUCAGGAUAAAGUGAACUCAGAAAUGCACUAGGUUUAUCAAUAUCCCUCUGUAUUUAUAAGCCAGCCUUUUGAGAGUUGUAGAAGGACGUGACCUUCGCAAAAGUGUGGUCGUUGUGGUGGAAUUUGUAGAAUCCAUCCCUCCACCCUUCACUCUGUAUCAUUGGUGGCAACCAACAGUUUUAAAACACUGCAACUAUGUAAUUAUACAAAUACUACUACAGAUUCAGUUCUUUGGUCUAGAUCAGUUUUUUUAAACAAUCAGGGGUAUUCAUUUGGGAACUGUUCCUGUUAGGUGCUGAGUACCUUCCACUCCGGUUAACUCUCAGAGGAGCUCAGUGCUUCACAGGACCAGGGUCUUAUGCUGCUGCAUUCCUCUGCAGCCUUCAAGGUUUACCACAUUAUUAGAGCUUUUUACAUUAGGCUCUUGAUUUCUUCAGUAAUGCUUUAUAGGCUUUCAAAGUGACAUGGACUUAUUUCUCAGUGAAUAGCUGCAUCCCCCUUAUAUCACAGUGCAGAGAAAAAAGAUCUUGACAGUUACUAAACUGGAAACAAAAUAAAUGAUUUCCCUUAAUAACAAGCAAAAAAGUUGCUCCGGGUCCACCUGCCAUAUUUCCAUCUCUAGUGUUCUGCCCUCCCUCUGUAGGAGUGCCGGAGUUCUACAAACACUUUUACAGUUUUUUUACGUCUGCUAAAAAUCCUGACUUUGUAUUUCAACUUUCUGAUUAAAAAAAUGAAUUACUGUAGAUUUAUUCAGCUUCUUCUUAUAAAAGGCAAUUUACUCUGCAUAUACAUUUCUAUUCAGUCAGGCUAUAGAUGUAAAGAUAGCAGUUACAGUGGGUGCUAUUUAAAAAUUCAAUAUUGGCUACUUCCUGGUUACAUACUAUUCAGAGCACAAAGAGAUGUUAAUGCAUAUACACAUGAGUUAUUUAAAUAGUGGGGUGGGAUUUUCAAAAGCACUCAUGUGUUGUCCUAACUCUGCUGCUAUUGAAGUCAAUAUUUGAUUUCAGUGGCCACAUCCAGAUGAGGCCGGACGUUUGGUUCCCCAGGGACAGGCAGCAGUGGCAUACUUUGUGCCACUGCCUGUCCCUGGGGAAUGCUUGUGCCAUGUGCACUGUGGCGUACAGCAGGUUACCCUGGGGGGGUAGGAGAGGGCAGCAACUGUGCUGGCCUCAGCAGCCUUAUCUGGGAUCCUGGGGGUUGGGGAAGCUGCAUCCAUGGCACUCCUGCAGCUGGGAGCCUGGCCGCCACAUGCAUUAUCCCGCUUUUUCUGUGCGGGUUUUUUUUAGCUUGGGAUCUCCUGGGGUCAAAUCCCCACCCCCACUGCAAAGUAGCAGUGCAAGGAAUGCCUGACUGUGCAGCGUGUAGCACCACAGACAGGUCUGUGGCACCACAUACUGCACAUCUGCGCUCGUCUGGAUGCAGCCAAUGGGUGCAAAGCCAGGUCAAAACUAUGCACUCUUAAAAUCCUUCAUUUCCUUACUGCAUCACAGUUAUUGAUCUCACAUGUGUAUUUUCAGUAUACCUAGAUAAUGCAGCAUAUGCCACACUAUCUCUAAGUGCUAUGAAAGUUACCAGUUAGCAUGGCUCAGUGAAUGUUAAGUUUUCAGGUUGCGCCACUGUUAAGGUCACAGAAAUGAUUUGUGGAUUAAAUGGAGGGAAAUGUUUACAAAAGAUCACAAUGUAAUUGGAAGAUGCUUCUAUUGAGAGUUUUAUGCAAGUGGUGUGAUGCUCUGUUCUGAAAAUUCUUUUAAUCUACGAAAUCUUUCUGUAUGCCUACUAACAUCUGCAGAGAACAAAUAUUACCCCAAAUGAUUUCUUUUCAAAGCACGAAUAAAGGAGUGUAAAUGAUUCAGAUGAUCUGUCUGAUCUACACUGAUUAAAAUCCCUCACAUACAAAAGGUUCUUUUAUGACCCUAAACCAUUCUGCAUUGACUUCUAACUAAUGGAGAAUGACUGAUAAAUGGACCUGCAUGCUUUUAUAGGUUGAUUUGGGGAGGGUGGGGUGGGUGGGAAAUCUGCUAACAAGGAUUACAAAAAAGCUACAACUUUUUCUAUGAAGUCUUGCCAUGACACACAAAAUACAUACCUUUAAAAUUUUCUAGAACAAGGCUGUAUAGUUUUUGUGUGUAGAAGCACAAACGCAUGUGCAUCAGUUUCCAACCAUACUAUACACAUACCAUAUGAAACGUGUAGGUUAACUUUCAAGGGAAUGAGGAAUGUUUGUUUAUACAACACUGUAUGCUCUAGAAGACAUGGACAGUAUUAUAUGUACAUAUUCUAAUUAAAUUUAGCAAUCACCUUUUCUCUUGUAAAAAGGUUUAAGAAUGUGGUAAAUUGUAUAGAAAUCUUGUUAAUGCCAAACUACUGCUUCAAGGGUAUCAUACAAUUUCUUUGACUUUUGGCCUCAUCCGUUAACCUUUGCAGCUCAAAAUGCUAACAGCUCAUACUGGCAUUUGCAGCUAGAAGUACUGUAAAACAUAUAUUUAGCUUCUAACAUCUUCAAAUGAGAUUCUAUAGAUAAUUUAUUAUAAAGCAGAUCUUAAUACAACAGUUCUAAUAUUUUAUUUCAAGUACCUUAGUCUGUUUCACAUUUGGGUACCAAAAAGAUCUUGUUAAAAUAAAGUAAAUCUUUGAAGCGUUAUGAAAUUAUUGACUUCCCAACCAAAAUGAUGAGAUGUGACUAUUAAAGAAAAAUCUAGAAAUCUUUAAAAGACCAGUAUCCCAGUCCUGUCUGACAUCACUAGUACAAUUUGGUUGCCUGGUCUUCUUGAACGUAAGAAAGUUAACAUGGUCAUUGUGAAACUUUUAAAACUUUUUUUUUCCUUUUUGGUUUGAGCUUUCAGUGCCGUAGACUAAGUGAUGGUAAAGUUGGUAAAUCUGAUUGUUUUGAAAGCUGUUGUUCAUGGCUGCAUUCUUUGUGUUGCACAAGUUAGCUAACUGUUGUUGAAUAAAAAUAUAAAUAUGUGAAUACCAGCUUUUUUUCAAUAAAAUGACAGCAAAAAAUGCAUAAAAAUUA